AUGUCACAAGCCCCAUCUCACCCUCUAUCUCCGUCUUUUAAAGCCCCACUUCCAACUACCGCGGCGCUGCUUCGCGAUAAUGCCUUCAGCAUAGAACCCCCGACCCAGGACAAUCGCCGUCUUCCUCAAGGAACCAAUAUCGUGCCCACACAAACCCCCGAAUCGGCUCACGAGGCGGUCACAGGCUUAUCGCUACCUUCCUCGCCCUUGCGGUCGUUUCACCGGAAGUCGAUUAAUCAGCGAUCAAAGAAAGCGUUGUCGACCGACUGUAUACCGCGACAGACCAUUUUGAAAGCCCUGGCCUCCCGGGCUUCGGUCCUCAACAGUAACACCAACAUGUCGGCGAGUUCCGUGUCGAGUCCGCUCGCGAAUAAAUCCACCCAGGCUUCCCCGCCUUCUGACAACCUGCAACGGCGGGGGAGCAAUGGUUCCUCCCAUAACCUUUCUACCGCACUGUCAAAUCUUCAAUUGACGGGGUAUCUCGAUCGAUCACCUGCUACGGCGCGUCUCAUACUCCAAUCGCCAUGUUAUUUCCAUCAACGCUUCGACGAUGCCGUCAACAUUAAAAAGGUAUUGGAGGAAAUUGCUGAUGACGAGUGGCUGUCACAUUCGCGACUAGUUCAGACGGCAACCGGAGUCCGUGAAGUAUCUAAGCAAUUACAACGACGACCUAUCAAACGGGCGGUGCGAAAUGUCAUGAUUAUCACCAAGGCGCGUGAUAACAGCCUGGUGUACUUGACUCGGGAAGUUGCCGAGUGGCUGCUUUCGACCUCAAGAUACGGAAAUGAGCUAGGCGUCAAUGUUUAUGUAGAUGCGAAACUGCGCAAUUCGAAACGAUUCGAUGCUCCGGGGCUAUUACAAAAAGACCCGAUGUUUGCGCAGAUGUUACAUUUUUGGACACCGGAUCUGUGUUGGACAUCCCCAGAUAAAUUCGACUUGGUGUUGACGCUGGGUGGUGAUGGUACCGUUCUCUUCACAUCUUGGCUCUUUCAGCGCGUGGUUCCGCCGGUGCUCUGCUUUUCGCUGGGCAGCUUGGGCUUCCUCACAAAUUUCGAGUUUUCCGACUACAAGUCACAGCUGAACGCCGUGAUGGGCGAGGUGGGCAUGCGUGUCAACUUGCGCAUGCGGUUCACAUGUACUGUGUAUCGGAAAGACAGGAGCAAAGGAGCAGAGGCGGGCGCUGUCGAGGAGGGUGAACAAUUCGAAGUACUGAAUGAGCUCGUUAUUGACCGCGGCCCGUCCCCAUAUGUGUCCAACCUGGAGCUCUACGCCGAUGACGAGCUGCUUACAGUCGUCCAAGCAGACGGCUGUAUCUUCUCUACACCGACUGGUUCCACGGCAUACUCUCUAUCCGCCGGCGGUUCUCUCAUGCACCCAUCUAUCCCGGGUAUCCUCCUCACCCCUAUCUGUCCGCACACCCUCUCCUUCCGCCCAAUGGUCCUCUCGGACUCGCAUCUACUCCGUAUUGCAGUCCCUAAAUCCUCCCGGUCCACUGCUUACUGCUCCUUUGACGGCAAGGGCCGUGUCGAACUCCGCCAAGGCGACUACGUCACUGUCGAAGCUAGCCAGUAUCCAUUUCCAACGGUCGUUUCCAACAACAAUGAAUGGUUCACAAGUGUCCAACGUGCUCUGCGGUGGAACACUCGCGGUGCGGUCCAGAAAAGCUGGGAUGGUGGUGAUGCCGACGCGGAUUUGAACGGUGAUAUCAAUGAAGACGAACAGUGGGACAUCGAUAUGGACACUAUAAUCGCCGGUACAGACAGCGGCAUUGGUCCUAGUGAGGAUGGGGAUGACCUGUCGCCCAAUCCCAUGCGUCGACAAAUGAGCUUGCUCAGUAUGUGA
This is a messenger RNA of Penicillium digitatum Pd1, 1842 nucleotides long. RefSeq names its product putative NAD+ kinase Utr1. The record is from RefSeq and is a predicted model, not a curated record. Gene Ontology annotation, biological process: NADP+ biosynthetic process; NAD+ metabolic process. NCBI's taxonomy places the organism in Eukaryota, Fungi, Ascomycota, Eurotiomycetes, Eurotiales, Aspergillaceae. Gene Ontology annotation, molecular function: NAD+ kinase activity.